Linnemannia hyalina is the source of this 1584-nucleotide messenger RNA. NCBI's taxonomy places the organism in Eukaryota, Fungi, Mortierellomycota, Mortierellomycetes, Mortierellales, Mortierellaceae. The record is from the annotation of a GenBank genome assembly.
AUGCUGCACAAACACAUCGACACAGAAGACGUGAUCCGACAAGCAAAGCUGUCGCCGAUCCGCAACCAUCACGCAAAGCCUCACAACAUCCAUACCCUCGCCUAUGGGUCCCGCUAUGCCACCGAAGACAUCCCCAAGUACAAACUCCCCGAAAAGUCAACAGAGGCCCAGGCUGCAUACCAGCUCAUCCACGACGAACUCGAGCUCGAUGGUAGACCCAACACGAACCUCGCUUCCUUUGUCCACACUUGGAUGGAGCCAGAGGCAGACAAGCUGAUCGUCGAGAACAUGAGCAAGAACCUCGCUGACCAGGAUGAGUACCCUGCAACUAUGCGAAUUCAUGCACGGUGCAUUUCCAUCAUUGGUGACAUGUGGAAGGCCAAGGGAGCGGUUGGGACCUCGACCAUCGGAUCUUCCGAGGCGGUCAUUCUCGGUGGACUUGCCAUGAAGAAGCGCUGGCAGGCCAAGAUGAAGGCCCUCGGCAAGGAUGCCUCUCGACCCAAUAUUGUGAUGGGUAACAAUGCCCAGGUCGCCCUCGAAAAGUUUGCCCGCUACUUUGAUGUCGAGUGCCGUUUAGUUCCCGUCACGACUGAGAGUCACUACUGUCUCGACAUCCAGAAGGCCGCCGAGGCCUGCGACGAGAACACCAUCGGUGUCUAUGUCAUCCUUGGAAGCACCUACACUGGCCACUUUGAGGAUGUUGAAGGCAUGUCCAAAAAACUGGACCAGAUCCAGGAGGAGAAGGGCUGGGAUAUCCCCAUCCAUGUUGAUGCUGCGAGUGGUGGAUUCGUUGCGCCGUUUGCAUUCCCUAAGCUCAAGUGGAGCUUUGAUGUCGACCGCGUCAAGUCGAUCAACACGUCAGGGCACAAGUAUGGGCUGGCGUAUGCAGGCAUUGGGUGGGUCCUGUGGAAGAGCGAGGAGUAUCUCCCUAAGGAGCUAGUGUUCACGCUGUCCUACCUCGGUGCUGAGGAGCAGACGUUUACUCUGAACUUUUCCCGUCCUGCUUGCUUCAUGAUCGCGCAAUACUACAACUUUGUCCGUCUCGGCAAGCAAGGGUACACGUCCAUCAUCGAGAACGAUCUUGACAAUGCCCGUAUUCUCUCCAUGGCGCUCGAGGACUCCACUUACUUUGACGUCCUCUCGGACAUGCACCGCGCCAAGGGCAACUUUGGAUACGACAAAAAGUCCAGCCCGGAAACAAAACAUGGUGCCACCGUCUACAACCCUGCUUUGCCCGUGGUUGCCUUCAAGUUGUCGGAUAACUUCAUAGCCGAGAACCCGCAUGUGAAACAGGCAGCAAUAUCGACCUUGCUACGGACCCGCGGGUGGAUUGUGCCCAACUAUGCGCUCCCGCCUGCGCUUGACAAGGUAGAGAUCCUCCGGAUCGUUGUCCGUGAGUCGUUCAGCCAGGAGCUGGUUGACACGGUGGUUAACGACUUGAUCUGGGCGGCGGAGACGCUGGCGUCGAGCGAGAGUUCGUUUGAUGUUGAUAUCCUUAUGCGCAAGAACAACCCUGUUGAGGAUGCGCACAAGAUGGAUAUCCACGAAGGCACCAGCCAUGGCCCCUCUGGUCGCCAGUGCUAA